GAAGUAACAACGCUGAAAGCAAGCAUUUCUGCUUGAGGACGACGGUGGAAAACGAGGCUAAGAUGCUCGUGCAUGUUCUGUCGUUCGUAGCGGCCGCCUCCGCCGCGGCCUCCACCACAUCUGCAUCCUCCCACACGUUCGCCACGCUGGUAGAAUGCACCUCGGCCGGGGGAUGCUUAUGGCAGGGCAAGCAGAACGAAUUGGUGAAUGACCAACGGAUUCUACACGACAUGCUCGUUACUUACCAUCGAGGCGACAACUACGACGUUGCAAAGCGCAACUUGAAAGCACACAUCGAGUACAUCGAAGCGGUGUAUACACAUGCAAACGACAUGAACCACGACAUGACGAUCCAACUGGGUUUGAAUCCCCGCCAUUUGUACGAAGACACGGCUGGCUUGGGGGAUCCAUUGGACGCUGUCUUGGUCAACAUGCAGGGGAAGGUGAUCGAUCGCCGCCUGCAAGCGUCGACGACAACGACUUCCACGGCCAGCGGCGGCGGCACCCUUCCCGCGACCUUGAACUGGUGCACCGACAACAACCCCCAAAAACGUUCUGUGUGCUCGGAGGUCAAGAGCCAAAAGCUGUGCGGGUCCUGCUGGGCUUUCGCCGCCACGGACCUCAUCGAGACGGCGGUGUCAUACACGACCAAGAACCCUCCCGUGUCCCUGUCGUCCCAGCAGCUCUUGUCGUGCAGCACCACCGCCGAAGUCCGCACGUACACGUACUGCUUUGCCAGAAGCGGCAACAUCCCGACGUGGCUCGAACCCUCGAUGAAGUGGGACGCAACGAACAAAGGGUGUGCGGGCGGGAUGACCCAUAUUGCACUGAGCGAUGCCGCCAACAAGAUCAAGAACCUCGCGACGCGCAUCGACUGGCCGUACAACGACGCGUACACGGCGUCAUCCGUCGGCGCGCCCGUGCAGCCUACUUCCUCUUCUUUCUCUACCAAAUCAACCAACACUUCAAAUACCUCGAAUCCCCUCAACUCUUGCGACUCGACGCGGCCAGCCGCGAAUACGGCGGCGCACAUCUCGGGAUGGGCGCCGGCGGUAGACGGCAGUUCAUGCACCGACACCAAGGACCCGGUGGUCCUCCUCAAGCGGGCCCUGCAGCAAGGACCGGUGGGGGUGGCUUUGAAUGCCAAGGGUACAUUCAAGCAGUACAAGGCGGGCGUGUUUGUGUGUGGAGCCAUCACAAGUUCCGAUCAGAUCGACCACGCGAUUCUGCUGGUGGGGUACGGCACGGCGGCCGACGGCAGCGGGUACUGGAUUCUCAAAAACUCGUACGAUGUCGACUGGGGCCUCUCGGGGUAUAUGUGGCUCAAGAUGGACGACGGACUCAACUGCGGCCUUAAUGUGUUUCCCAUCCGCGUCCAAGGCGCAUCCGCCGGCCCCGCGGCAAAUGUGACGGUGGACGGCGGCGGCUCCCUCACGUUUGCCGGCGCCAGCAUGACGACGUGGGUGGUCGUGGGGGUCGCCACGGGCAUCGCGACCCUCGUCCUCACGAUCGUCGGCGUGUGCGUCGCGCGCAGUCGCAUGCAAAGUAUGCACUUGUAGAAAGAUGGAUUUUGGGUUUUGAAAAAAUGUGCGACCACCAUUCAUAUUUGCCCCGUG
Molecule: messenger RNA, 1616 nt
Organism: Aphanomyces astaci
Lineage: Eukaryota; Oomycota; Saprolegniomycetes; Saprolegniales; Verrucalvaceae
Exons: 3
Coding region: 63-1559 (498 amino acids)
Cellular component (GO): lysosome
Molecular function (GO): cysteine-type endopeptidase activity
Source: RefSeq, a predicted model, not a curated record